UUUAAAGUCACAUGAUUUACAUUGUUUACAUGUCGUACGUGCGUUUUAAACAAAGGACGAAAGAAUAGUCCUGUAAUAUUUCCACGAACACUGAUCACAUUCAGCAUGGCUGUCGAAAUCGAGCAAAGAGAUGUUGUUCGUCUGAUUGAGCAGUAUCUCAAGGAAAACAAUUUACUACGGACACUUACAGUCCUACAAGAAGAGAGCGGGACAUCAUUGAAUACUGUUGAUUCUGUAGAUGGAUUCGUCUCUGACAUCAACAGUGGUCACUGGGACAGUGUGCUCCAAGCCAUACAGACACUGAAACUCCCUGAUCAGAAACUUAUAGAUUUAUAUGAACAGAUUGUAUUAGAGUUGGUAGAAUUACGUGAGCUUGGAGCAGCAAAGACAUUACUUCGUCAGACAGAUCCAAUGAUCAUGAUGAAACACAACCAACCAGACAGAUAUAUACAUUUAGAAAACAUGUUGGCUAGGUCAUAUUUUGAUCCAAGGGAGGCAUACCCAGAAGGUCAGACAAAGGAAAGAAGGAGAAAUGCCAUAGCUCAGGCCUUAUCAGGAGAAGUUAAUGUAGUUCCACCAUCUCGUUUGUUAGCUUUACUGGGACAGUCAUUAAAAUGGCAGCAACAUCAAGGAUUGUUGCCUCCAGGAACCACGAUAGAUGUCUUCAGAGGAAAGGCAGCAGUCAAAGAACAAGAAGAAGAAAAAUAUCCUACACAGCUUAGUAAAACUAUUAAGUUUGGACAAAAAGCUCACAUUGAAUGUGCCAGAUUUUCUCCUGAUGGUCAAUAUCUGGUCACUGGGUCAGUGGAUGGAUUUAUAGAAGUAUGGAAUUUUACUACAGGAAAAAUCAGAAAAGAUUUAAGAUACCAAGCACAAGACAAUUUUAUGAUGAUGGACGAUGCUGUUUUAUGUAUGUGUUUCAGUAGAGAUGCUGAGAUGUUAGCAACAGGGGCACAGGAUGGCAAACUGAAGGUGUGGAAAAUUUUAACAGGACAAUGUUUACGAAAAAUAGAACGAUGUCACACAAAGGGUAUAACCUGUGUAAACUUUUCUAAAGACAACAGUCAAAUACUUAGUUGUUCAUUUGACCAGGCAAUAAGAAUCCAUGGUUUGAAGUCUGGUAAACUACUGAAAGAGUUCAGAGGUCACACAUCCUUUGUAAAUGAUGCAGUGUUUACACAAGACAAUCAUCACAUACUAAGUGCCAGUUCAGAUGGAACAAUAAAAGUAUGGAAUCUCAAAACAACGGAAUGUUCUAACACGUUUAAAUCUCUUGGCGGUACAGCAGGAAGUGACACUACGGUACAUAGUGUACACCCGUUGCCUAGGAAUGCUGAACAGUUUGUCGUCUGCAACAGAUCUAAUACAGUUGUCAUCAUGAACAUGCAAGGCCAGAUUGUCAGGAGUUUUUCCAGUGGUAAGCGAGAAGGAGGAGAUUUCGUUUGUUGUACAUUAUCACCGAGAGGAGAAUGGAUCUAUUGUGUGGGAGAAGAUAUGGUGUUAUAUUGUUUCUGUAUUAGUACUGGCAAACUAGAAAGAACUUUAACUGUACAUGAAAAAGAUGUAAUAGGAAUAACACAUCAUCCACAUCAAAAUUUACUGGGGACUUACUCAGAAGAUGGACUAUUAAAAAUAUGGAAACCUUGAUCAAACUGUUUGAUAAUUAAUGUGACAUUUGUUUGAAAGACUAAGUGAAGAAAACAUGUUUGAGAUGGUCCCUGAAGUGUUUUAAACACUAUGAAAUAUUUAUAAUGUUCUUAAAAUUGAUAUUUAACGGAUGUUUACAAGUCUUUAGUCUUAAUAUUCAGAAGAAUUUUCUCAGCAAUUUUUUUUUAAGUUGGUGGUGUGGAAUAAUUUUCUGUUAAAGUGAUCAGUGAAACUUUGAAUUGACAGUAUUAGUCAGAGGAAUUACCAAAUGAGACUUGGCUCAAGGAAAUCCUAUACACAUAUUUUUACACAUUCUGGAGGAAAUAACAUAUUGGAUGUCUGAGCUUAUAAAGCUAAAACAUACCUUAAAAAUAUGAUUCUACACUGUUAAUUCAAAAUGUUUUGCAAUGAUUUUAAUAUUGGGUAAAAAUCACUGAAAAAGAAAAAAACCCAACAAAGUUGAUGUUUUUUAAAAAGAUUGCAACAUUGAGGUUUAUUUUUAUGCU
This is a messenger RNA of Mytilus trossulus (common blue mussel), 2153 nucleotides long. RefSeq names its product WD40 repeat-containing protein SMU1. Lineage: Eukaryota; Metazoa; Mollusca; Bivalvia; Mytilida; Mytilidae. Gene Ontology annotation, molecular function: protein binding. Gene Ontology annotation, cellular component: precatalytic spliceosome. The record is from RefSeq and is a predicted model, not a curated record. The transcript is spliced from 12 exons. The coding region runs from base 106 to 1647 and encodes 513 amino acids. Gene Ontology annotation, biological process: mRNA splicing, via spliceosome.